Messenger RNA from Naegleria fowleri, 1902 nucleotides. RefSeq lists its product as uncharacterized. Lineage: Eukaryota; Heterolobosea; Eutetramitea; Acrasida; Naegleriidae. The record is from RefSeq and is a predicted model, not a curated record. The transcript has 3 exons. The coding region runs from base 1 to 1902 and encodes 633 amino acids. Gene Ontology annotation, molecular function: lipid binding.
AUGAAUUCAUCUGUGAUUGAUACUAAACAGAGACAACAAUUACUCCCUGAUCGUUUUAUUGAAUUUUGCAAAGAGCUCACUAAUUUCUCAGAGGCCAAAAGCGAGAGUUCUUGGCGUUUGGAGGCCUCCAAGGAUGGUGUUUCAGUCUACACCAAACCAGUGGAGAAUGCAAGUACAGGCUCCACUGAAUUGGCCUUCCGGAUCAGCGGAACCAUCAAGAGCACGAUUCAGGAAGCUUAUGAAGCAACUCGACAGGUGCAUUUCAAAGCAAGAGAAAAGAAUAGUGUGGAAGAAGCGAGUAUUUUAGAAGAGAUCAUGAAUAAGGACAAUGGUGAACGAUUGGAUAUUACCUAUCAACGAACACACUCACCUAGUACAUUCCUAGUCUACAAGAGGGAAUUUCUCUCUGCGAGAUAUUUCUUUGAGGACUCUCCAGAAAAGAAAAUUAUAUUUGAAAAGACAAUCGAUCCAAGUCAAAUGUCUGAGACAGCGAGGAAAAACUUGAACAAAUUGAAUGGAGUGAAUGAUUAUGGCUGUAUCUAUGCUACUAUCUAUUUUCAAAUUAUUGAAUUCCAAAAAAUCAACAACGAUACGACACAGUUUGACAUUAUAAGCAAAGUGAAUAUGAAUGGAUGGAUUCCCAUGAAUUUGAUUAAUGCCUUGAUUAAGAUUGCUCCACAAAAAGCAAGAGAAGAUAUGGAAUCAUGCAUCAAGUUUUACAGAGAAUCAAUAAAAUCCAGUCAAUAUACAACAAAUGCCGAACAACUUCAAAGCAGUGAACAAUACAGUUUCGGAGGAAGAUUAGGAACCUAUGAUCUGUUCAUGGCAAAUAUUGUGAAGAGAUCCAACUCUUCCUCUCAAGAAAUUGUAGAUCAAACAAAGAAAUAUCUGGCACGAUCAUUCAACUCUACAUGGUGCGAUAUUCCGUAUGUCCACAAAGAGACUGGCGAAUUGUUGCGGCGUCGAGAAAUGUGCCUAGUAGAUAAUAAGAGCAUGAGAUUCUUCUCAAUAUGGGAUGGAUACAAUGUUUACCAAUUCAAUACAGAAUUCACCUCAACACCAAAUUCAUGGCAAUUAGAAAAUGGAAGAAUUAAUCUCACAGGGAAUUUACCUGAAGCUUGCUCUGGACAAGUAUUCGUUAUUGGAAACAACAAUUACGCCUUAUUUGUGAAUCAUCAAAAUAUUACGAGUAAUUCUUUCUAUACAAGCCUUAACAACACGACGUCCACAUAUCUGAUACAAGGAAAUAGCACCAUCUUUUUAAAUUCUCUUGAUGCUCACAAUAAUAUUAUGAAAGACUCAAGAUUCUAUUUCCGAAUAACCAACCAUCCAUCAGGAAGAGGAGUAAUUAUACGCAGUGAGAAAUAUAGUGACUUGUGUUUUUGUCAGCUCAAAAGAUAUCUCACGGUGGACAAAAUGUUCGAAGUGGGCUUAGCUCCUUGUGAUAGUUCGGAUCCUUAUCAAAAGUUCUAUUGGACAGGAGCAAGUAUCAUAAGCUCAGUGACUGUUGAUACUAGCUUAAUUCAAGGAAGUGAAACUAUGAAAUCCACUUCGUAUACACUGCGGUUUUUUAAAUUAACGUAUGGGCAGUCCAUAGGAUUAAUCAGAUACAAUGAGCGUCCAUCCAGUAUUCUCACUCUUUUACUUCUCACACCAGAGAAUGCAUUGAAAAAUCCCUACCAAUUCAGAGAAAAGCACGUACUAACUUCAUCAACAGUUAUUGAAUCAUUUUACAGUAACCAUGACAUUGUUGAGCAAGAUGUCACUCUGCAAAAUCAAUUAGCAACAGCAUCAAUGCCUUUCCGCUAUUCAGAGGCAUCUGUGAGAACAGAAUUCUGUAUAUGUAUCAAUGUGUUCCUAUUGAUAAUUGUACUUGUGGCAGUACAAAAUCUCGUAAUUUAA